This is a messenger RNA of Pundamilia nyererei, 561 nucleotides long. NCBI's taxonomy places the organism in Eukaryota, Metazoa, Chordata, Actinopteri, Cichliformes, Cichlidae. The record is from RefSeq and is a predicted model, not a curated record.
AUGUCUGAUGACAGAAAAGAAGAAGAUGAGGAGGAAGAAGUCACCUGUCAGCCUCUUCCCCCUCCUCCAGCCUCUGUUGCCUUGGAGACAAUGAUGUCACUGAGGAGGCAGGAUCUGGUGUGCAUUGUGUGUUUCGGAAGCUACGACCUGGCAAAGCGGCUACCUAGGCGACUACACUGUGGCCACACCUUCUGCCAGGCGUGUCUGAAGAGACUGAACACAGUCAUCAACGAACAGGUGUGGAUCCCGUGUCCUCAGUGCCGGCAGAACACGCCUUCACCCAGAGGAGGCGCCGCAGCUCUGGACCUGGACCUGGCCACCUUCCUGGGAGUGAAGGCCUGCACCUCCUCCUCCUCCUCCUCCUGGAGCUCCGGUCGCAGAGAGGGCCUGACAGCAGCAGACGCAGCCCAGGACGGGAAGCUGUGGCUGGGGAAGGAGGCUGUGGAUGAUGGUUGGUCGCACGGAGGGCUGGCUGAGCCCCGCUUCCAUCACUAUGGCAACUGCUGUCCACCACUUUCCUAUUGCUUGUGCUGCUGGUUCUGUUGCCCAGGGCGGGGCUAA